This is a messenger RNA of Enterobius vermicularis (human pinworm), 1335 nucleotides long. The record is from the annotation of a GenBank genome assembly. Lineage: Eukaryota; Metazoa; Nematoda; Chromadorea; Rhabditida; Oxyuridae.
AUGGCGGCAGUUGGAUGGAUUAGUUCAGAAGCAGUCCGUAACGUUAGAGCUGGUCUGAGCAGUCUUUUGUACAGGUUUAGAAACCAAAUAACCACCUUACGAUUUAAUCGGUUACAUUUUUCACUAGAUUUGAUCGACAUUUUUGGCAUAUUGCGCAAAGUUCAAGCAGUUUCCUUUUCCCAGUGCCGAUUUUCUACCAAAGCUCUUCAGUGGUGGUUACAGCCAAACAACGUUGUUCAUCAGAAAAUUACUGAUUAUUGUUUUCAUCGUAGUGGAGGUGAGAGCAAAGCCCUUGCUAUGUUAACGAAUAUGCUGACAUCAAAAUCGAAACUCAUAUGUAUAACAGGAUUCAGCUCUCGCUUCUUCGUUGACGUGGCUGAAAAACUUACCCAAAUCGAUGCACAUGUUAAACUUAUCUUUAUAUUGCUAACUCCCCGAAUAAGUUUAAAUGAACCAAAUACGGAGGCCGUGUUAACGCGAUUUUCUGAAGUAACCGAAGCUCUACACGUAUGCAUCUGUUUCCCUUCUACUUCUCAAAGACAAGUGGAAUUAGAAAGAUACGAAAUGUUGGAAAAAGUUCUCAGCUUCUCAAAAAUAACUGUUUUGGAAGUAAGCUUCGGCAGCCCAAAUGAUGGAGACCUUAUCCAUAUUGAGAGUUUUUUCAAAAGCUUGAGCCUUAUGGGCGAAACUCUUCAAGUGUUCCAUUUUACUGUGAAAGCUAUUGGUAAUAAUCUUCGUACGUUGGUUGAACCGAUGUCUUUAGGAUUAUCUGAAUUAAAAAACUUGAAGGAGUUAACAAUACGAGAAUUUCGAGAUAAAAUUCCCUCAGAAGAAUGUAACAAAAUUUGGGCCAACCUGCCAAAAACUUUACGCUCUUUCGGGUUGUAUGCCAUGAAAAACUUUACUCAUGACCAUAUCUUAACGAUAGUUCAAAGUUGCCCGAUGAUCGAAGACCUCCUUCUUCUUGGAGUUCAGCAGCUACGCUCGAAAACGGUGGCACACAUUUUGAACGGUCUACCAGAGCUGCGUUCCUUGGCAAUUAAUCUUUGGGAUGCUGUCGAUGAUAGCCUGAUUCAGCUACUACUGAACAGAAAAAAAACUCCUUUUUUAGAUGCACUUUCUUUAUGUUUCAAAACUCAAAAAGAUAUGACCAAAAGUGAGCUGCCAAGGCUUGCUAGCUGGUUCACUUUUCAUUUGAGUGAAGAUACUAGCUUUUAUGAGCCCUAUACAGCUUCGCAUUUUUACAAAACGAGGACUGCUCAUGAGCGUAUGACGAGAAUUAUUAGAUUUUGUUGCUGCCCGGGAUGCAGUAAGGACGCUGUUUAUGAGUGCUAA